Molecule: messenger RNA, 6816 nt
Organism: Nerophis lumbriciformis (worm pipefish)
Lineage: Eukaryota; Metazoa; Chordata; Actinopteri; Syngnathiformes; Syngnathidae
Source: RefSeq, a predicted model, not a curated record
AUGGCCAAAGAAGCCCUGCGAUUUCAUAGGGUUUCAGCAUCGUGUUCCUUUCACUGUCUGAAUGGUGGAUGGUGCACUCAGUCAAAAUCAUGUGACUGCAGCUUAUUUCAGGCCACUGGAAACAGGUGUCAGACAGUACCAAAUCGUGGCUUUGAGAGAGAGAUGACAUGCAGGACCUGGGGUCAAUAUAACUUUGAGACUUUUGACGGCCUCUACUACUACUUUCCUGGCCGAUGUACGUACACAUUGCUGAAAGACUGUGAGGAAACUACACAAGCAAGCAUUGUUGUCCAGGUGCACAAUGACCCGGGCUGUGACUCUGAGCCUUACAGCUGCCAGCGCUCGGUCAGCCUCUUCCUUACGUGGGAGGGUGAGAUCCGGUUGCACGCCAACAACGUGACAUUCAAAGGGCAAAGUUUGCAGCUUCCGACUUAUAUCCAUGACAUUCAUCUAAAGCAGCUCUCUCAGUAUGUGUUAGUCACACAGCCACAAGGCUUCAUGCUGGCCUGGGAGGGAAAGAGUGGCUCAGUCUACAUUAAACUCAGCCCAGAAUUUGUGGGAAGAACAUGUGGCCUCUGUGGGAACUUCAAUGCAGAUAUAGAGGAUGACCUCAGGACAAGCUAUGGUGUGCUGACUCAUGAAAUAGAAAUGUUUGGAAACAGUUGGCUGGAGACAGCACCUUUCCAGGACCAGUGUCCCAUGGUUCCCUCUAGUUUCCCCUCACCUUGUAUAGCGUUGGGUGUGGAUGUCAUGCUGAAAGUUGAGGAAAUAUGUUUAAUGCUACUGGAUCCACCAUUCCAAAGCUGCCAUGACUUUGUCAGCCCUUUGUCCUACAUGGCCAGCUGCUUCAACGACAUCUGCUUGUCUGGUCCAACCAGUGAUGCAGUAUGUCAAGUGUUUACAGAGUACUCCCGAGCCUGUGCCCAUGCCAACCGUCCACUGAAUGAGUGGAGAGACCACAUUCCACAGUGUGUGAAGCAGUGUCCUGAAGGUCUACAGUACCUGGAAUGUAUCAGCUGUUGCCCAGCAUCCUGUAAGCAAGAGGAGACAUGCACCGAUAGCAGGCUGGCUUGUCUGGACGGAUGUUUUUGUCAAGAUGGUUUGAUAUUUGAGAAUGGGAGCUGUGUUCCCCCUUCUGACUGUCCUUGUGAGUUUCAUGGUGCCCUCUAUCCAUCUGGACAAAUGAUACAAGAGGAAUGCAACAACUGCACAUGUGUGGAUGGACUGUGGAACUGCACCGAAUACAACUGCCCAGGGGAAUGCUCUGUGACUGGCGAUAUGUUUUUUCAGUCAUUUGAUGGGCGUAUCUACACCUUUCCAGCAAUGUGCCAGUAUGUCCUUGCCAAAAGUCGCAACUCCGGGAAGUUCACAGUCACCAUCCAGAAUGCUCCCUGCGGAGCUAAUUUGGAUGGGUCCUGCAUCCAAUCUGUAAAUUUAGUUAUUGAUGAGGAUCCUAGAAUGGAAAUUACACUGAGCCACAUUGGUGAGGUCUACAUCGCUGGGCAGUACCGCAUCUCCUUGCCCUACUCUGACGACAACUUCCACAUCCAAGAGCUCUCAUCCAUGUUCCUCCAAGUGAAGACAACAUUUGGUGUACGUCUGCAGUACAACUGGAAAGAGUUUCGUCUCUACCUGACGGCCAGUGCAUUGUGGAAAGAUAAUACAGUGGGGCUAUGUGGAACCUUCAACGGCAACAUUCAAGAUGACUUCCUGUUGUUAAGUUUUAUGUCUCCCGCUGGUAUGAUAGAAAGCACUCCUCUACUGUUUGGGAACGCCUGGAGGGUCUCGUCAGCUUGUACACUCAGCAUGAUCACUCCACAGCUUGACCCCUGCGAUACCCACCCACAAGCUGUGGCCUAUGCCUCGAAGAUGUGUGAUAUUCUGAACCAGGAUCUGUUCUCCCCUUGCCAUGAGUACCUCAGUCCAGUGCCUUUCCACCAGCAGUGCCGCUCAGAUACCUGCAAAUGUGGAGUAGCUUGCCUUUGCUCUGCUCUGGCCCACUAUGCUCGCCACUGCCGCAGGUUCUCCAUCGUUAUUGACUUCCGAUCGCAUAUAAACGACUGUGCUGUCACCUGUCCCACCACCAUGCAGUAUGGUGUGUGCGUGUCAUCCUGUCAACGCCGCUGCUCCACCCUCUCUUCUUCGCAUCACUGUGGAAGAGAAUGUGAAGAGGGCUGCGUCUGUCCGCUUGGAUUAUUCUACAACCAGCAAACACACAGCUGUGUGCACAGGAGAGAGUGUCCUUGCACUUUCCUUGGUGCUGAUUAUGAACCGGGAGAUAUGAUCAUGACAUCAGCAGGUGUUCAGCUGUGCCUGGAUGGUAAAUUUGUGCCACAAACAACAGAGGAUGACAGUUUAUGUCCUGAGGGUCAUUUAUACCACAACUGCUCGGAGGGUGAGAAUGACGUUCUUCCAGGAAGAGGUGUGGCCUGUGAGCGCACAUGCGAGUCGUACCUCCUCAACUUGACCUGCUCAGCGCAUGAGCCCUGUAUGAGUGGAUGUAUCUGCCCCUCUGGGCUCCUGAAACAUGGAGAUGAGUGUUUUGAGCCUGAGGCCUGCCCCUGUCUAUGGAAAGGAAAAGAGUACUACCCUGGGGACAAGGUGUCUUCCCCCUGCCAUCAAUGUGUUUGUCAGCAUGGGACAUUCCAGUGUGUGUUUCGUCCAUGUCCUUCCAUGUGCACAACAUACGGAGAUCGUCAUUACCGAACUUUUGAUGGCCUACUAUUUGACUACAUUGGUGGUUGUCAAGUUUAUCUUGUAAAGAGCAGUGCUGAUGUGAAUCUCAGUGUUACUGCGAAGAACAUUGACUGUUUUGACAAUGGCAUAAUCUGUAGGAAAUCACUGAUGAUUAACAUAGGAAGAUCCUUCAUAGCUUUUGAUGAUGACACUGGAAAGCCUAACCCAACAAGUGUCAUGAGCGGGAAUCACAGGAUGCUCAUCUGGCCUGCUGGCUACUUCACUGUAAUUCAUUUCCCAGAGGAGGACGUCACCAUUCUGUGGGACCGUAAAACCACCAUCCAUAUCCAGGUUGGACCUCAUUGGCAGGGGAAGCUGAGUGGUCUGUGUGGAAACUUUGACAUGAAGACUGUAAAUGAGAUGCGCACGCCUGAAAACAUCGACGCGACAACACCCCAAGAGUUUGGAAACAGUUGGACAACAUCGAGGUGUGUGAACGGUCCGGAUAUGAGACACCCAUGCACUCUGAGUCCACUCAGAGAGCUGUUUGCCAAGCAGCAGUGUGCUGUCCUGCUAAGUGAGGUCUUUCAGGCCUGUCAUCCUGUGGUGGAUGUUACCUGGUUCUAUAUGAACUGCCUGGCAGACACGUGUGGCUGCAAUCGGGGAGGAGACUGUGAAUGUUUCUGCACUAGUGUGGGAGCAUACGCCCAACGAUGCUGUCACGAUGGGAUUCCUAUCGACUGGCGCUCCCCAUCUUUGUGCCCAUACGAUUGUGAAUUCUACAACAAAGUGCUUGGGAAAGGCCCCUUUAGAUUGGUCCCCUUCAAAUAUCCGACGCUAGUGCUCGCUGCUAACAGGUCCAGCGGAUCAGUGUUUGUGAAGCAAGGAAACACCAGUGACACAACUGGGACCCUCUCACACUUUAUGAUGACACCAGGCCUGAGCAGAGCACGACCACAUGACACAUCACGGGUAUCUUUUGAGGCAGCACACCGACCAAAUCACUUCCUGUAUGUAAGCCUUAGUGGGCAGGUGAAACUGGCCAAGUGGGAGGAAAGUGAGGCCUUAUGGGAUCGAGCCACCUUUGUGCUCCACCGGGACACUUGGGUCUCAGGCUUUGACUCUCUGGAGUCCCAGGCAAAGCCUAGAUUCUUCUUACAUGCCACCCACCCUCGACUUCACCUGCUCAAAUAUCGUCACACCGACAGCUUCCGCAAGGCCACUCUUUUCAGACUCUCAGGGACGAGCCAGGAUGCCCCUCCUCAUCCACAGUGCCAAUGGAGAUAUGACUCCUGUAUCAGUCCUUGUUUCAAAACCUGCAGCGACCCAUCAGCAGAAGCCUGUGUGGCAAUUCCGCAAGUGGAGGGCUGCCUUCCUGUCUGCCCCCCACACAUGGUCCUGGAUGAAGUCACUCGUCGUUGUGUCUACGUGGAAGACUUAGAAAAAACAAGUCCUACAUCAGAUAGCAUCACCUCCAUGAAUGUAUCAUUCACAAAGGCAUGCACGCCUCCAUAUGUGGAGAUUGUUGAUGAGUGCACCAAGUUCAUCUGUGUCAACAAUCAGCUCAUCUUGUUCAAUAAAUCCCUAAACUGCCCCUUCUCUCAACCGUUGAACUGUGGUUUGCUUGGCUUUGCCAUAUUGGUCAAUGGUGACAAAUGCUGCCCCCAGUGGGACUGUCCAUGUCGCUGCUCUAUGUUUCCAGACUUGAAUGUGAUCACAUUUGAUGGAAACAGUGUUGCCAUCUACAAGGCUGCCUCCUUUAUAGUGACUCAGCUACCCAACGAGACAGUCAGUGUUCUGGUUCAGGAGUGCCCUGUUGGAUCACAGUCACCACUUCUGUGGAAUUUUACCAACCUAUGUCUGGUGGCACUCAACAUCACUCACAAUUCCAACCACAUCAUCAUCGACAGGCUACAAAGGAGGCUCUAUGUCAACUCUCGGUACGCCAAGCCUCGUUUUAAAAAGUUUGGGUUUGAGGUCUACGACACGGGUAACAUGUAUCUGAUCCGAAGCCCGGCUGGUCUCAAGCUGCAGUGGUAUCACAGCACUGGAAUGAUGGUAAUCGACAGUGACAGCCCCAGCUCUGGCAAGACCCUACCCACCAUUGGCCUCUGUGGUUUUUGUGAUGGAGACCCAACAAAUGACCUGACUUUGGCCAAUGGUACCACUGUGGGAAGGAAUGAGGCUGCAUCGCUCUUCAUCGACAGCUGGCAGGUUCCCAAUACCACCAGUUAUGUCAGUUACAGUCGGCGCAGAGACUUCAACUGCUCCACCAGUGACUGCUCCCGGUGCUUGGUCAUGCUACAAAAACCAGCCUUUUUUCCAUGCCAUGCCUUUGUCUCUCCAAGCACUUUCUGUGAGGUUUGGGUCCAAGAUGUGGAGUAUGUGAACAACCAGUGUGUGGCACUGGCUGCCUACGUAGCCACUUGCCACAAAUUCAACAUCUGCAUUGAAUGGAGGAGACCAGAUUACUGUCCCUUCAUUUGUCCUGAAACGAUGAGUUACAAAGCCUGUCUGCCAGCCUGCACGUCUAAGUCAUGUCCUAAUCAGGAUUUUGACUCAGACCCAGACCACUGCUCAGGCCUGACUGAGGGUUGUGCCUGCCCGGAAGGAAUGCUACUUCAUCGGCCAUACACUUCCCUCUGCAUACCUCCCAAUAAGUGUGCCUGCACUGACAGUUUUGGAAAUCCACGUGCACAUGGUGAGGUGUGGAAGGCUUCAAAGGACUCCUGCUGUAUGUACCGCUGCGACAAAGAUGCAGUUAUCCCUGUGGAGUACAACUGUUCCACCAUGAUGACGCCUGUGUGCCAGCGAGUUGGGGAGGUAGUCGUCAGCCUGGCAGAUGACACCAGCUGCUGCCCCCGUAAAAUAUGUGUGUGCAAUCAGACUCAUUGUGACCACCUGCCUCCCGACUGUAAGUAUGGGGAGAAGUUGGUGGCAUACUACCGAAAGGACUCGUGCUGUCCAGAAUAUGUGUGCGAGUGUGAUCCUGCAAACUGUGAGGCAGAGAUUCCCACCUGUAGAAAUGACCAGUCUUUAAUUGCAACUAGAACUCGAGAUAGCUGCUGUCUGACUUACAUCUGCAUGUGCUCUUCUUGUAUGGACACACCUCCACUAUGUCGGGAUGGUGAGAUUCUGACAGUCAACGAGAACAGCACUGACCGAUGCUGCCCCUCCUACUAUUGUGUAUGUGAUCCCUCCAGGUGUUCUCAACCAAGCUGUCCUUAUGGGAUGUCAGUGCUGUCAGUGUCCAGUACAGAUCAUUGCUGUGGCGAGCAUACAUGCGAAUGUUCCUGUGACAAGAUUACCCCCCCGAAAUGUGGACUGGGAGAGGUUCCUCAAUUGGAGCAGGCCUUUCUGUCUGACCCACAGAACCAAUGUGGCUGCAAAAGAUACAAGUGUGUGAGAGAGGCAGUAUGCGUGUACCAGGGAGUGCUACAGGGGGUGCUGCGGCCCGGUCAGACCCUGGUGGAACAUCGCGCAGAUGGCUUGUGCUACAGCAGACAGUGCAGUCAAGUUCUAGAUGUGUUCAGUGGUUUUCAUAUACUGCGGAUCAGCAGCACCAACUGCUCUGCACUUUGCAAACGAAAUCAAAUCUAUAUUCCUCCAAAAGACCAGUCAACAUGCUGUGGCGUUUGUAAGAAUAUAUCCUGCCUUUACACUCAUGAAAAUGGGUCAACAAUUCUUUAUAAGCCAGGGAAAUCCUGGGUGUCCAACUGCCUGAAGUUUGAAUGUAUAGACACCGUGUCCGGCCCGACAAUGAUCACCUAUCCCUUCAGCUGCCCCCCCUUCAAUGAAACGGAGUGUAUGAAGAUUGGAGGAACUAUAAUAAGUUACAUGGACGGAUGUUGCAAGACAUGCAAAGAAGACGGGAAGUCGUGUCAGAAGGUGACAGUGAGGAUGACUAUCAGGAAGAAUGACUGUCGCAGUAACAGACCGGUGAAUAUAGUGUCAUGUGAUGGGAAAUGUCCAUCUGCCAGUAUCUACAACUACAACAUCAACACGUACGCUCGUUUUUGCAAGUGCUGUCGGGAGAUGGGACUGCAGCGGCGCUCUGUGCAGCUCUACUGCAGUGGCAACUCCACCUGGGUCAGCUACAGCAUUCAAGAACCCACGGAUUGCUCCUGUCAGUGGUCCUAG